This is a messenger RNA of Dioscorea cayenensis subsp. rotundata (Guinea yam), 1549 nucleotides long. RefSeq names its product probable WRKY transcription factor 14. Gene Ontology annotation, cellular component: nucleus. Gene Ontology annotation, biological process: regulation of DNA-templated transcription. Lineage: Eukaryota; Viridiplantae; Streptophyta; Magnoliopsida; Dioscoreales; Dioscoreaceae. Gene Ontology annotation, molecular function: DNA-binding transcription factor activity; transcription cis-regulatory region binding. The record is from RefSeq and is a predicted model, not a curated record.
UUUCUCUCUUUCUCUCUCAAUUGUCUACAUAAAACUACUCCUUUGGCUUCUUUUAGUUCUUUAAGAACAAACUCUCAAGUUUUUCCAUCCUUUCUCCUUAAAAAAAAAUCCCAUCUUGUUCCCACCUUCCCUCUUUGAUCAAUCCCAUGCUUUGAAAAACAAAAGAAACAGUACAAAAACAAGCAAAGUUUUUUUUUUUAGAUCUUCUCCAUCUUGAAGAUAUAUAUAUAUAUUCUAGUUCUAACUCAGAAUUCAUGAUCUUGAGUUUUAGACAUGUGUGACUUCUUUUGGAAAAGGAUGGAGAACAACCAAGGUGAUCUUGCAGACAUAGUUAGAGCAAGCAAUAGAGUUGCAGAUGGAUCACUGAAGACCGAUGUUUCGGUGUCUUCAGAUAACUGGCAGUUCAUGCCUUCAGAGCCACUGAGCUUCUUCUCUCCAGCAAGUGAUCAUGUUCAAAGGGAGGACUUCAUUGAUCCUUUUAGCAACCUCAUGAAGGACCCUUUCUUCAAUGAGUUAUCAGUCUCUUCCUUUCUUGAAUCUCAUGAUCAUUUAUUAGCAAAACCCACAAACAUGUUAAAUGAGGACAUUAUUGUUAGUAGGCCUUCUAAUGUCUACUCAAAGAUGUUUCAGAUCUCUCCGGGAAGUUCUAAGCCUUCUCCUUCUCCGAUCAUCAUCGGUGGCUCUCCGGCUGAUCAUCUUGGUGUUCAGAUCUCUUCUUCUCAAUCUCCAACAAUCAAAAGAAGGAAGAACCAAGCAAAGAGGGUGGUUUGCAUUCCAGCACCAGCAGCAGUAAGCAACAGAUCAAGUGGUGAAGUUGUUCCUUCUGAUCUUUGGGCUUGGAGAAAGUAUGGCCAAAAACCAAUCAAAGGUUCUCCUUAUCCAAGGGGUUAUUAUAGAUGUAGUAGUUCCAAAGGAUGUUCAGCAAGGAAACAAGUAGAACGUAGUAGGACUGAUCCAAACAUGCUGGUGAUCACCUACACAUCAGAGCACAACCAUCCAUGGCCAACUCAGAGGAAUGCACUUGCCGGUUCAACGAGGUCUCAACCGUCGAAAAAAACUGCGUCACCGAUGAAAAACAACCCGGACAACUCAACACCUGAAUUACUUAUAAGUUCAAGUGCUCCUCCAUUCAUCAAAGAUGAAGUUUUUAAUGAAAACUACAAACCAAUGAUACAGGAAUCAGCUGAUGAUUUCUUUGCUGAUUUAGCAGAGUUGGAGUCUGACCCAAUGAGACUCAUUUUCUCAAAAGAUCAGCUGAUCAAUGAUCAUGAUGAGAAGGAUCAGAUCAACAAAGAGGCAAUGGAUGAUAAUGAUGAUGAUGAUGAUGAUAAUGAUGAUGAUCCUUUCAGUAUGCUUGACUCAUGGGGUGGUGGAAAUUAACUGAUCAUUGAAUUUGGAGAAGAAGCAAAGAAAGGUUUAUAACAAGACCUUGUAACAGUACCAAUAAAAAGACAUAAUAUUGUUAUACAUUUAUAUAUAUACAUACAAGUGCUCAUUUUGUUCCAGGUCUAGCUAUAAACCUUUAAUGUAUAUGUAUAUGCAUCAUGCA